AUGGGAUGGAAUAGUUGGAAUCAUUUUCAUUGUAACAUCAAUGAAACAGUCGUGCGACAAACAGCGGAUGCUAUUGUAGCCACAGGGCUUGCUUCAGCUGGAUACCAAUAUGUGAAUUUGGAUGAUUGCUGGCAAUUCAGUCGAGAUGCUCAAGGUACCAUUCAACCUGAUCCAAAAACUUUUCCAAGCGGUAUCCCAGCCCUUGUUGAUUAUGUACAUUCGAGAAAGCUCAAAUUUGGUCUUUAUUCAGAUAGAGGAUAUAAGACUUGUGCUGGCCGGCCCGGUUCAUUAGGCUAUGAAACAAAAGAUGCAAAUACUUAUGCUGCUUGGGGUGUGGAUUAUUUAAAACUUGAUAGUUGUUAUACAAAUGGAACUGCACCACAAGUAGCAUAUUCAAUUAUGCGAGAUGCAUUAAAUGCCACAGGAAGACCCAUUUUCUUCUCUUUGUGUGGUGGCGUUAAUAAACAUGACGUAUGGCCACCUACCGUUGGAAAUAGUUGGCGAACAACGGAUGACAUCCAAGACAAUUGGAAUUCAAUGAUCAGAAAUAUUGAUCUCAACAUUGACUUUGCUAAAGAAGCAGCACCAGGUGGAUGGAAUGAUCCUGAUAUGCUGGAAGUUGGCAAUGGUGGUAUGACUGACGACGAAUAUAUGACACAUUUUUCCCUAUGGUCUAUUAGCAAGGCACCGUUAAUUAUCGGUUGUGAUGUUACGAAAAUAAGUGCUGCUACUCUAUCAACUCUCACUAAUCCAGAAGUCAUUGCUGUUAAUCAAGAUCCACUUGGUGUACAAGGAACGAAAGUUGCUUUUUCAUCAUCAAAAUCACCGAAUGCUUCAAGUGGAGUCAUUAUUGAUAGCUGUUCAUCAUCACCAAAUACUGACCCUAGACGUCGUCAAUGGACAUAUAGUCCUCAAGAUGGAAGUAUUCGAUCAGUAUUGAAUGGACGAUGUUUAUCCAUUGACCGUUGUAGCACAAGUGAAGCAGCUUAUGUUGUACUAAAUGAAUGUCAGGUUGGCGAUCCACAAGCACAGUGUCAAGGUAGAAAUCAACAAUGGACACUUGAUACAUCUGAUCACGCUAUUGUUUCACAGAUGAAUGGAAAAUGUUUGGACGUGUAUGAUUUCGAUGGUCCACAUGUUGAUGCGUUUUCAUGCAAUAAACAAGAUAAUCAAGCUUGGAUAUGGAAUUCAACAGACGGUACUGUAAGAAGUGUGUACAAUGGCAAAUGUUUAAUAGUUCAGCCAGAACUUGAAGUAUGGGCUUGCCCACUCUCAGGAGGCUCACAAGCUGUGGUAUUACUCAAUCGAGGCGAUAGUGGAAGUGAACAAAUUACUGUCAAAUGGACUGAUAUUGGUUUUCCAAUGGAUCGUUCGGCAAUUGUUCGAGAUUUGUGGGCUCGAAAAGAUGUUGGAAUAUUUUCAGGCAAUUACACAUCACCAAAGAUUGAUUCACAUGCAGUUAUGAUGCUAAAUAUUACUCUAAUCACAUAG
Messenger RNA from Rotaria sordida, 1491 nucleotides. NCBI's taxonomy places the organism in Eukaryota, Metazoa, Rotifera, Eurotatoria, Philodinida, Philodinidae. The record is from the annotation of a GenBank genome assembly.